AUGGCGCAACCUGUUAGCACCAGGAAGCGGCACCGGCUCGCCAGCACCACCGACACCACGUCGACCGACGGUACUGGUGCCUUGGGGUCACAGCCAGGUAUAGAUAUCCCUUCAACUAAGAACACCCGAGGGCCGUGUCGGCAGUUGAAGACGGCGAAGGUCACCCAGGUGACCAACAGUCGUAUUAGCAUCUGA
Molecule: messenger RNA, 195 nt
Organism: Prunus armeniaca (apricot)
Lineage: Eukaryota; Viridiplantae; Streptophyta; Magnoliopsida; Rosales; Rosaceae
Source: the annotation of a GenBank genome assembly